Solea solea (common sole) is the source of this 2730-nucleotide messenger RNA. It is a transcript of the gene mocs1, whose product is annotated as molybdenum cofactor synthesis 1. The record is from RefSeq and is a predicted model, not a curated record. Gene Ontology annotation, biological process: Mo-molybdopterin cofactor biosynthetic process. The transcript has 12 exons. Bases 58 to 2304 code for a protein of 748 amino acids. Lineage: Eukaryota; Metazoa; Chordata; Actinopteri; Pleuronectiformes; Soleidae. Gene Ontology annotation, molecular function: cyclic pyranopterin monophosphate synthase activity; GTP 3',8'-cyclase activity; metal ion binding.
UGGGAGUCGCUGACAGAUGUAGUGCAUGUGAAUUCUACGAGGGUGAGGGACAACACCAUGGCCACUGUUGGCGUCGCCGUCUCCCGCUUCCUUGACAGGCACAACAGUUCUAUUAAUAAUUUCGUAAAAGUCUUCGCAAGGCGCGGCAGCCCGGGCUCUCGGCGGCCGUAUUCCAGUGCUACGCACAGGGAAAAUGAAGAUGAAGUCGGAGACUCGUCUCUAGCUGCUCCCAACUUUGUAGCAUCUCUGAAAACCAGCUCGAGACAGCAGAAGUUCAGAGAAGACGCAUUACUGCCCUUUUCAGCGUUCUUGACCGAUAACUUCGGCCGGAGACACAACUACCUGCGCAUCUCCCUGACAGAGAAGUGCAACCUGCGCUGUCAGUACUGUAUGCCAGAGGAGGGGGUGAGGCUUACACCACGGGCCCAACUGCUGACCACUUCAGAAUUACUGACUCUGGCUCGUCUCUUCGUCCAGGAGGGAGUGGACAAAAUCCGCCUCACUGGAGGAGAACCCCUCAUCAGACCUGACGUGGUUGAUGUCAUCGCUGAACUGAAGAAGCUGGAGGGCCUGAAAACCAUUGCAGUAACAACCAAUGGCAUGAACUUGGCCAGGCUCCUGCCUAAGCUGAAAACUGCUGGAGUUGACCUUAUUAAUAUCAGCCUGGAUUCACUGGUUCCUGCAAAAUUUGAGUUUAUUGUCAGACGAAAGGGGUUCCAUAAAGUCAUGGAGGGCAUCGAUAAGGCCAUUGAAAUGGGCUUCAACCCUGUCAAGGUAAAUUGUGUGGUCAUGCGAGGCCUUAAUGAGGACGAGUUGAUAGACUUUGUGGCCCUGACAGAAAACAAGCCUUUGGAGGUGCGUUUCAUUGAAUACAUGCCCUUUGAUGGCAACAAGUGGAAUUUUAAGAAGAUGGUUAGUUACCAGGAGAUGCUGGACCGCAUCAAGCAGCAGUGGCCUAAGUUGGAAAUGCUUCAAACUGGACACACAGACACUGCUAAGGCGUUCAAAGUGCAAGGCUUCAAAGGCCAGGUGGGAUUCAUCACCUCCAUAUCUGACCAUUUCUGUGGCUCCUGCAACCGCUUGCGCAUCACUGCAGAUGGCAACCUCAAGGUUUGUUUAUUUGACAACUCUGAAGUGUCUCUCAGAGACCUCUUACGCUCUGGGGCAUCAGAAGAGGAGCUAUUACAAAUCAUUGGAGCAGCUGUUGGCAGAAAGAAGAAACAACAUGCAGGCAUACUCAAUCUCUCUCAGAUGAAGAACAGGCCCAUGAUCCUCAUUGAGCCUCCAUCUGCUCUUUCAGCAGCUCCUCACACAGCUUUUUCAGACAGCAGAAGAGUCCUGAAACAAGAGGAGGUUUUGUGCCUUUCAGAUUGCACCAUUUUGACACCAAUUACAUAUUUUUACCGCUCUAGAACUGCAGUGAGCGGGGCCACCCAUCAAGGAUUGCACAUCUGCAAAGAAAGACCUAAUGCAACAGACAAUCCACACUUUGUAGCACCAGCUGCUGGUUGCAGUUUGAACAGUUGUCAUUUAAACACUUCAAGCUUCAACACGCACAAAAAUGUCAUGAGCAAAAUGAAUGGAAAAGACUGUCUCAGGUGCGCACAAGCCAGGAAACCUAAUGCUUUGAAAAGCCUCUUGCAUAGGACCCAAGGAAUUCCCAUGUUUUGCCCAAUAAUGGAACCUAAAAUAUAUCUUAAUCAACACAAUGUUAUAAGAAUGUGCCAUAAUCAGUAUUCCACCCAAAAUCCCACUGGAAAAGAAUCUUUGAGUGAUCAGACGAAGUCGGACACAAGUGUGGCCAACACCCACCUGCCUGAAAUUACUGAAGUCCAGCUGACGCAUACAGAUGCUCAAGGAAGAGCCACCAUGGUGGAUGUUGGAGGGAAAGUUCCCUCAUGUAGAACAGCCACAGCUCACGCCACUGUCUUGUUGGGUUCCACUGCUUUUCGGCUACUUCGGGAUAACCAGCUGGCAAAGGGUGACGCCUUAACUGUUGCCCAGUUGGCCGGGAUCAUGGCUGCCAAGCAGACCUCGACCCUCAUCCCGCUCUGCCACCCACUCCCCUUAAACCAUGUCUCCAUUACCUUUGACCUGGAAGAGCUGCAGGACGCUGCGUUCAUCACCGCAACAUGUAGCACUACGAGCAGAACGGGAGUUGAGAUGGAGGCUUUGACAGCCGUUUCUGUGGCAGCACUAACCCUAUAUGACAUGUGCAAGGCUGUGAGCCAUGACAUCGUCAUUAAGGAUGUCAAGCUCAUGAGUAAGAUAGGCGGAAAGAGGGACUUUCACCGUCACCCUUGACCACAUGUGUGUGGAACAGGAAAACAAAAAAGACCUGGUAUUAGAAUCUGUCUUCAGUGAACUGAUCACAUGUGGAAAACAUUUAAAUUCAGAUCCAAACACAGCCAGUGCGUCCUCCAAGAUGAUCUGAGCACUUGAACCCAGUCUGUCCUGACACAUUGACACGUCUGUACAGUCUCAAUCGUGUAAAGCAACAUUUUGUUCUCAUAAACAGACGCGGGAUCAGGGUGUGAACAUAAUCAGUAGGGAUGAGUUGAUAUGAUACUCCAUAUCUGUAUGGGUUCCAUACAAUAGCAACAUGUUGUAGAAAGAUUUCAUGUGACGUGAGUGAAGGCCGUAUGUUUGCCAUGCAGUGAGAGCAUUGUUUUUAAAAUAGUUAUAAAAACAACAACAAUAAUAAUAAUAAUAAUUAUAGCUCGGGGGGUG